CCCAGUCCCCUCCCUUUAUGGUUAAAAGGCUUGGGCUAGGGAGUAAAUUCCACACCGCGUUGUAAUAGGCAGGUGUCAAGACGCGCUUUAGAACCGGCUUUUAACCCUUUUUUGUGGGGGUUUUUCUGCCCUCCCUGAAGCUCUUCUGUAGAGGAGGUGACAACGAGAAAGUAACAUGUCGUAUAGUCAGAGCAGGACCGUCCGCACUUCUUCUACUCUGCUGAAAGACAACAGCUGGAUCAGAAGAGACGAGGAUGAGUUUGAGCCUGUCGACCGUGACCCGAACUUUGGCUCAUCUGUUCUGAGUCCAUACACAUCUGGUGACACCAUAAGCAGCGUGGGUGCAGAAACACAAAUUACCAAAAGCAAGUCAACAUCUGUGCAGGCUCUCACCAAGAGAUUCAGCAGCAGUCAGGACGAGCUGAGUAGCAGCCCCUACACCAUGUCGAAGUCCUACACCUCCAGCUCUUCCUAUUCAGGCACGGAUCCGAAUUCAAGCACGACGACCACCACAGUCAGCAGGGAUGGGAAAACAACCGAGACCACGGUCACUACAAGUCUCCGAAAAACUCCCUCCGAGACGUUCAGUGAGCGUGUGCAGUCUUCCAGCAAGGGGUCACUCUACUCAAACCUCUCACCGACCAGGACGACAAACUUGACGGAGACGUAUAGCAGCCAAAAAGACACUGAGGACAAACUGUAUGAUUCACUCCUCCCCAGUGCUCUCAGGGAUGACAUCAGCGACAGCCGGAGCUACAUUGACGAUAACGCCACCACCCGCAUCACCUCAUACUCUGUCAGCAGCAACAGCCUGCCCAGUGAGGACUAUGGCAAAAGCUACUACUACUCCUCCUCCAAACCCAGUUAUGAGUUCAGCGGCAUCAGCAACCCCACUGAGUACACCUCAACUAUCUACAGGAGCAGCAGCACCAACGACAUCCUGUCGGGACCCAUCUCCAAGUCUUCCGUCAGAACCUCGUAUACGUCCUCUGUUGGGAGCGGAUUUGAGAGGGAGCUGUGCACCUACUGCCAUAAGCCCUUCAACGGCGACGCCAAGAUGAUCUUGGAUGACAUGAAUAUCAACUGCCAUGCCUUCUGCUUUAAGUGCGAGGUGUGUAACGGCACGCUGAGCCACAUGAAAGCGGGCGACUACAUGUGGGUGUACAACCGCAUGGUGCACUGCGAGAGCUGCUUUGACAAGACCAGAGAAAAAUGGCGACGCUGAGUGACCCUCGCUUGGCUCCAAUGAAGAAAAGCAAGUGAUUUAAAAAACGUAUUAAAAUAUAUUAAUGCGUUUAAUCAGUUUGCGAUAUUUUUUAAUCAAGGUGUUUCUAGACAACGAUGAUCACAUGGAAUAUAUAUUUUAUUUCUAUUAUUUUCUGUAGGCUUUAAGGGACUCUUCUCAGUAAUAUGAAAACAAUACUGUGAUGUGGAUGGCCGGGUGUUUGUUCCUGUGUGCAAUAAAAGCAAUCACUGUAUUGA
Nerophis ophidion (straightnose pipefish) is the source of this 1482-nucleotide messenger RNA. It is a transcript of the gene scel, whose product is annotated as sciellin. NCBI's taxonomy places the organism in Eukaryota, Metazoa, Chordata, Actinopteri, Syngnathiformes, Syngnathidae. The transcript is spliced from 18 exons. Gene Ontology annotation, cellular component: cytoplasm. The record is from RefSeq and is a predicted model, not a curated record. Bases 176 to 1225 code for a protein of 349 amino acids. Gene Ontology annotation, biological process: epidermis development.